AUGGAAGAAGAGAAGGAGACGAUUAGGUGUUGCAGUGAUUGCAAAACAAUAAAGACACCAAUGUGGAGAGGUGGACCUUCUGGUCCUAAGUCACUUUGCAAUGCAUGUGGGAUCAGAUUCAUGAGACAGAAACGAUCCGAGUUGUUAUGUAUUCAUAACCACAAACCCUACAAGAAGAUAAACACAACAAUAUUGUCUUCACAUGGUUGCGUGGGUUUGAAGAAACGUCGGAUUUUAAAAGAGGAAGAACAAGCUGCUUUUUGUCUACUAUUGUUGUCUUGCAACUCUGUUCUUGCCUGA
This is a messenger RNA of Eruca vesicaria subsp. sativa (arugula), 300 nucleotides long. The record is from the annotation of a GenBank genome assembly. NCBI's taxonomy places the organism in Eukaryota, Viridiplantae, Streptophyta, Magnoliopsida, Brassicales, Brassicaceae.